AGUCAAGAAUGUCAAGAAAAACCAAAAUAAUAACAAACGAAGUCAAAUGGCUGCUCUUAUAAAACAUUUUAUCGCGAAAUCGCCAACAUUUUUGUUACUUAAUCAAACAAACCGAAAAUGUUUACGUUCGAUCCGUAGCCAGAGAUUAUACUCAACGGAUCUGAUCAACAAACAUUAUGACAUCAUCAUUUGUGGCGGUGGUCCGGCAGGAAUAUCUAUGGCCUGUAGCAUCUCCAAAAAUACGAAACUAAGUGAUCGUCAGGUGCUUGUGUUAGAUGGGGCACCGAAAUUUAAAGGAUUCAAUGCCGAUAAAUAUGGAAAUCGAGUGUAUGCCAUUAACAAGGGCACUGUGUCGCUAUUGGAAUCAAUUGAUGUUUGGGAUAAGAUAGUUAACGUUCGGUGUCAGCCUGUCAAACAGAUGCAGGUAUGGGAUGCUUGUUCUGAUGCAAUAAUUACUUUGAAUCAUGCCAAUUUUUCGGACGACAUGGCGUACAUUGUGGAAAAUGAUCUGGUGAUGUCGGUUCUAUUGCAACAGUUGGAACAAAACUCAAACAUUACGUUAAAGAGUAGUGCAAGCAUAAGUUCGGUUCAGCUACCAAGAGAUGGAUUUGAGAGCAGUGGAGUUACUCUGAAGACUGGGGAACGUUACAGCUGUGAUUUGUUGAUUGGGGCUGAUGGUGCUAACUCAGUCGUCCGGAAACAAAUGGGCGUUGACAAUUUUUCAUUAUCUUAUAAUCAGAUGGGUUUGAUUGCAACAGUAGAGAUAAGUGAGGGUGUGGAUAACCAAGUGGCCUGGCAAAGAUUUCUCCCUAACGGAGUUAUUGCGCUUUUACCACUGUCGGAGAAUUUGAGUUCUAUAGUUUGGAGUUCAAGUACAGAAAAUGUAAAACAUUUAUUAUCGCUACCGGAAGAAAGCUUCAUCGAUGCUGUUAACGACAGUUUUUGGAAACAAUAUCCGAAAAACCAAAUUGUCUCGAAUGCAAUGAAAACCGUUGAGUCAAUCUUCGGAAAUUAUUCACAAACUGUACGCCAACUACCACCGAGCAUUAAAUCAUUGUACGAGAAAUCAAGAGCAGCGUUUCCUUUAGGUUUUGGACACACCUCUACAUAUGCAGCGAAGGGUUGUGUACUGAUUGGAGAUGCAGCGCAUAGAGUUCAUCCUCUAGCUGGUCAAGGAUUGAAUCUUGGAUUCGGUGAUGUAAAAUUACUAACUGAACUGUUAGCUGAAGCAUCUUACAGCGGAGCUCCACUGGGAAAUCUCCCACAUCUGUGCGCAUAUGAACGAGAACGGCUUCAACAUAAUGUUCCGAUUAUGCUUGGAAUUCAUGGCCUGCAGCGCUUGUAUAGUACCGACUUUAGUCCGAUAGUUCUCUUACGCAGUGUUGGAUUGCAAUUGGUCAAUACGAUACCGCCACUGAAACAGUUAUUUAUAAAUAAAGCAAUGCAUUGACGAUGAGUGAAAAC
Molecule: messenger RNA, 1464 nt
Organism: Bradysia coprophila
Lineage: Eukaryota; Metazoa; Arthropoda; Insecta; Diptera; Sciaridae
Gene: Coq6
Product: ubiquinone biosynthesis protein COQ6, mitochondrial
Biological process (GO): ubiquinone biosynthetic process
Cellular component (GO): mitochondrion
Molecular function (GO): FAD binding; 4-hydroxy-3-all-trans-polyprenylbenzoate oxygenase activity
Source: RefSeq, a predicted model, not a curated record